CUUUAAAAACACUCUCUCCCUUUUAUAAAUUCUUCUCGUCACUCCCCCCACCUCUUCACAUCACUUCUCUCUCUUUCUUUCCUCCAACGAUGGGUCAAAACAGCAGUGGCCUCAACCGCCAAGGCGGUCCUCCGGGCGACCGCAAAUCCGACGGCGAUAAAAAGGAGAAGAAAUACGAGCCAGCAGCACCACCUGCGCGCGUCGGCCGAAAGCAGCGCAAGCAAAAAGGACCCGAAGCAGCAGCUCGUCUUCCCACUGUAACCCCAUUAACGAAGUGCAAGCUCAGGCUUCUGAAGCUCGAGAGAAUCAAGGAUUAUCUUUUAAUGGAGGAAGAAUUUGUUGCUAAUCAAGAAAGGCUUAAACCCCAGGAAGAGAAAACUGAGGAAGAUCGUUCUAAGGUUGAUGAUAUUCGUGGGUCUCCCAUGAGUGUUGGGAAUUUAGAGGAGUUGAUUGAUGAAAAUCAUGCCAUUGUUUCUUCUUCUGUUGGGCCUGAGUAUUAUGUUAGUAUUUUGUCGUUUGUUGAUAAGGAUCAAUUGGAGCCUGGUUGUUCGAUUUUGAUGCAUAAUAAGGUUCUUUCUGUUGUUGGUUUACUUCAAGAUGAAGUUGAUCCAAUGGUGUCUGUAAUGAAAGUUGAGAAGGCUCCAUUAGAAUCAUAUGCUGAUAUUGGUGGCUUAGAUCCUCAGAUACAAGAGAUUAAAGAAGCAGUUGAGCUGCCGUUGACUCACCCUGAGCUUUAUGAAGACAUUGGUAUUAGACCUCCUAAGGGAGUCAUACUGUAUGGAGAGCCUGGUACUGGGAAAACUCUACUUGCAAAGGCAGUGGCAAAUUCGACAUCAGCUACUUUUCUACGUGUUGUUGGUAGUGAAUUGAUCCAGAAGUAUCUUGGUGAUGGUCCAAAAUUAGUUAGGGAACUCUUCAGGGUAGCUGAUGAUCUUUCACCAUCUAUCGUUUUCAUUGACGAAAUCGAUGCAGUUGGGACAAAGAGGUACGAUGCUCAUUCUGGCGGUGAACGUGAAAUUCAGAGGACUAUGUUAGAACUUCUCAACCAGUUGGAUGGUUUUGAUUCAAGAGGGGAUGUCAAAGUUAUCCUUGCAACAAAUAAAAUUGAAAGUCUUGAUCCAGCUUUACUUCGUCCUGGGCGAAUAGAUAGGAAAAUCGAGUUUCCGCUUCCUGAUAUCAAAACAAGAAGAAGAAUUUUUACGAUUCACACCUCAAAAAUGACACUGGCUGAUGAUGUCAACCUAGAAGAAUUUGUUAUGACCAAGGAUGAGUUUUCUGGAGCUGAUAUAAAGGCCAUUUGCACUGAAGCUGGGUUGCUUGCCUUGAGGGAGCGCCGUAUGAAGGUUACACAUACGGACUUCAAGAAGGCGAAAGAAAAGGUGAUGUUCAAGAAGAAAGAAGGCGUGCCCGAAGGACUAUAUAUGUGAAAAGCCUGCAUCUAUUUUCGACUAGAAUUAUAUAGAACUGUGUUUUUCCCCUUUAGUCCUUGUAUAUUUGUUCUUUUAAGUUAUGAUCCUGUGAAAUGUACUUUUGUAGAUGUUAUUUUUGCAUCUAUAAGUGCCUAGUUUUUGAUCAAUUA
This is a messenger RNA of Chenopodium quinoa (quinoa), 1579 nucleotides long. RefSeq names its product 26S proteasome regulatory subunit 4 homolog A. Gene Ontology annotation, biological process: proteasome-mediated ubiquitin-dependent protein catabolic process. The record is from RefSeq and is a predicted model, not a curated record. Gene Ontology annotation, molecular function: ATP hydrolysis activity; ATP binding; proteasome-activating activity. Gene Ontology annotation, cellular component: proteasome regulatory particle, base subcomplex. The coding region runs from base 90 to 1427 and encodes 445 amino acids. The transcript has 6 exons. NCBI's taxonomy places the organism in Eukaryota, Viridiplantae, Streptophyta, Magnoliopsida, Caryophyllales, Amaranthaceae.